GAUAUGGCGCCCUCCAGGAGUCGCCUGGUUUCCCUGACAAUUUUGGGGUUAUUGCUUUGUGGGGUUCCUUGGAUCUACGGGCGGCGGAGCGACGUGCGCAUCAUCACGGACGAAAACUGGAAACAGUUGCUGAAAGGAGAGUGGAUGAUAGAAUUUUAUGCUCCAUGGUGUCCUGCUUGUCAAAAUCUUCAACCAGAAUGGGAAAAUUUUGCUGAAUGGGGAGAAGAUCUUGAAGUUAAUGUUGCAAAAGUAGAUGUCACAGAGCAGCCAGGACUGAGUGGACGUUUUGUAAUAACCGCUCUUCCUACUAUUUAUCAUUGUAAAGAUGGUGAAUUUAGGCGUUACCAGGGCCCAAGGACUAAGAAGGACUUCAUAAACUUUAUAAGUGAAAAAGAGUGGAAGGUUAUUGAACCUCUUUCAUCAUGGUUUGGCCCAGGUUCCAUGCUGAUGAGUAGCAUGUCAGCACUCUUUCAGCUAUCUAUGUGGAUCAGGACUUGCCAUAACUAUUUUGUUGAAGAUCUUGGAUUACCUGUGUGGGGAUCAUACACAGUUUUUGCUUUAGCAACACUGCUUUCGGGACUCUUUUUAGGACUCUGUAUGAUAUUUGUGGCAGAUUGCCUUUGCCCUUCAAAAAGGCGCAGACCACAACCAUACCCUUCAAAAAAAUUAUUACCAGAAUCUUCUCAACCUUUGAACAAAGUGGAGGAGGAACAAGAAGCUGACGAAGAAGAUGUUUCAGAAGAGGAAGCUGAAAGUAAAGACGGAACUAACACAGACUUUCCUCAGAAUUCCAUAAGGCAGCGUUCUGUGGGCACUUCGCUCACCACGGAUAAAUUGUAGUUUGUUUUAAUGAAUAUUUUUUAAUAUUAUGAUUUUUCACAAACACAGAAGAUUGACCCUUUCUUUUGGUUUGGAGUGAAUUGGAAUUUACUUGUACAUUACAGGGUUCAGUCUAGAUUGCCAUUAA
This is a messenger RNA of Chrysochloris asiatica (Cape golden mole), 967 nucleotides long. RefSeq names its product thioredoxin-related transmembrane protein 1 (gene TMX1). The coding region runs from base 4 to 840 and encodes 278 amino acids. NCBI's taxonomy places the organism in Eukaryota, Metazoa, Chordata, Mammalia, Afrosoricida, Chrysochloridae. The transcript is spliced from 8 exons. The record is from RefSeq and is a predicted model, not a curated record.